AUGCGCCUCGGCGGCUACCUCGACCGCCGCACCACGCUCGCCAACCCCGCCAACCAGCCCACGCCCCGUGUCUGGAUCCGCGAGCUCGGGUUCGUGUGGCAAGCACCGGUCGCAGGCGAGGAGAGCACAGGGAAGGGGCGCAAGGACAGGCCACUAGGCGACGAGCUAUCGCUCUUCGACGGCCAGGCCACGGUCACCAUGGACGCGCACGAGAAGUCGGGCCCGGGCAGUGCUGAUGUGGACAAGUACACGAUACGCAUCGAGGGCCUUCUGGAAGCGGAGAUCCGCGUGCGCGCCGCGCACCCGCUGCUGCAGCGCGACGGCGACGCGAUGGUUCAUCUUAACCUCGAGCUGGAGCAGGUGCACUAUUCCAUGGACGUGCAUGGCGUCCUAGGACAAAUGUAUCGCGAUGAGGCUAUGGAGGAGGGGACUAACCUAGACUACUCGGUGAUAUCCGCUCUUUUGACGGACACCGUUCGCGCUGAAAAGGCCGCAGACGAGAACUCGACCUCGGAUCAGAAGCAGCAGCAGCAAGGAUCCGAGGAAUCCAGGCAGACAGAGGGAUCGAAUUCGGUUUGGAACAGUAAGAUUCAAGGUUUCCCUAAGGACUACCAGGUGUCCGACAUUCUCCGCGCGGACUGCAAAUUCGCCGUUUUCGGCAGGGAGCAACCCGCUCCCGAAGAGCCCGAUGAACAGUUUCUGGAUCUGGGCAAGUCUGACGUGGAGGAUGAGGGAGAAGGUUCCAACAACGGUGGAGACCGUGCUGCGGUUUUGGACAAAAUUAGGGGAGCCCUGCGCACAUCUGCUUGA
Messenger RNA from Closterium sp. Naga37s-1, 810 nucleotides. The record is from the annotation of a GenBank genome assembly. NCBI's taxonomy places the organism in Eukaryota, Viridiplantae, Streptophyta, Zygnematophyceae, Desmidiales, Closteriaceae.